Messenger RNA from Priceomyces carsonii, 999 nucleotides. RefSeq lists its product as uncharacterized. The coding region runs from base 1 to 999 and encodes 332 amino acids. Gene Ontology annotation, cellular component: lysosome. The record is from RefSeq and is a predicted model, not a curated record. NCBI's taxonomy places the organism in Eukaryota, Fungi, Ascomycota, Pichiomycetes, Serinales, Debaryomycetaceae. Gene Ontology annotation, molecular function: thiolester hydrolase activity; palmitoyl hydrolase activity. The transcript has a single exon.
AUGCAAUUAUCUAGAAUAUGGAACGGAGUUUUGGCAUCUUUGAUGUUUGGAUCAGAUUCAGGGGAUAAAUUGACUGGGCUUGGUUUGAAUGAGGAUGCUGGUUCUGUUAAUGUCUUACAAACGUUCAAUAAUGUUGUAAGUGAAAAUGAAGAUUUUGGGAGAAGGAGACCCUUGGUAAUCUGGCAUGGGCUUGGUGAUAACUAUAAUUCUAGUGGAAUCUUACGUGUGACUGAAAUUAUGAAUCAAAUUUAUCCCGAUUUAGCAAUAUACAUUGUGAAACUUAACCCGGAUCCAUCGAAGGAUCAGCAUAAGACUUUAUUCGGAGAUGCCAAAAAAGAGGUUGAGCAAGUAUGUGAACUGAUAGGCAAAAGACCAGAGUUGGACGCGGGGUUCGAUGCUAUUGGUUUUUCUCAAGGUGGUCUUUUUAUGAGAGCUUUAACGGAAACUUGUAAGCGAGCCAAAGUCAAAAACCUUAUUACGUUUGGAUCACCGCAUAUGGGGGUAAUGGAUCUUCCAUUAUGUAGAGAUGAAAAAGAUUGGGUCUGCCGCAGGCGCAAUGAGCUUCUUAAGCGACAAGUGUGGAAUGAGAAAAUUCAAAAGACCAUAGUUCCGGCUCAAUAUUUCCGUGAUCCUUAUCAGUUUGAUAAUUAUGUUCUAAAAUCCCAUUUUUUGGCAGAGAUUAAUAAUGAACGUGCUGAUGAAUUCAAUCCUGAUUUUGGUGACAGGCUCAAAGAUAUAGAAAAAUUUGUAAUGGUAACGUUCACGCAAGACACUACUUUGGUUCCUAAGGGUAGCGCUGCCUUCAAUGAUAUCGAUGUAAAUACAGGCGAUUUAAUUCCGUUUGAUAAAACUGUUUUAUAUGAGAAGAAUUUGAUCGGUCUAAGAGAUCUUAAUGAACUUAAAAAAUUGGAAUUUCUUUCCAUAGAAGAGGAUCAUAUGAGAAUUCCUGAUACUUUUUUGGUAGAUAUUGCUAAUGAAUAUAUUGGCAGAGAGAAUUAG